This is a messenger RNA of Prosopis cineraria, 1209 nucleotides long. Its product is annotated as tetraspanin-19. The record is from RefSeq and is a predicted model, not a curated record. Lineage: Eukaryota; Viridiplantae; Streptophyta; Magnoliopsida; Fabales; Fabaceae. The transcript has 6 exons. Gene Ontology annotation, cellular component: membrane. The coding region runs from base 177 to 794 and encodes 205 amino acids.
CCUUUGUUGGUUGAUGGAAUUGCAAAAAAGGUCAAAACCUCUUUCGCAUUUUAUGUUACGCAACGGGCCCUGGAUUUGAUUAAGGGUUUCUUUAAUUGUUUUUUUGUUAAAUUAUUUUUCAAGCUGGGAAGCCAAGGUUCUUUGCUGAUUCUGACGAAUUGAAUUUCGGGAAGAAAAUGGCGAGUAUGGUGAGGAGCUGCAUUCAAUCGUUAUUGAAGCUGGUCAACUCGGUCAUUGGAAUGGCUGGGUUAGCCAUGAUUCUUUAUGCUGUAUGGAUGAUUAGGUAUUGGCAGAGAGAGACAGGCGAGCUUCCCUUUGGUGGAGAUUCUGAUUACCCUUCUCCCUGGUUCAUUUACACCUUCCUUGGCCUUGGAGUUGCUUUCUGUGUGAUCACUUGCAGUGGUCAUGUUGCUGCUGAAACUGCUAAUGGAUGUUGCCUUUACUUGUAUAUCUUGUUCAUCCUCAUGCUCCUCAUGCUAGAGGCUGCAGUAACCGUUGAUGUACUUCUAAACCGGGACUGGGAGAAGGACUUUCCAAAGGAUCCCAUGGGAAAUUUUGAUCGGUUCAAGAAUUUUGUUAGGUCAGACUUUGAAAUGUGCAAAUGGAUAGGCCUGUCAAUUGUUAUUGUACAGGGGCUCUCUUUAUUACUGGCAAUGAUACUCAGAGCUCUUGGACCUCAUCAGUAUUAUGACAGUGAUGAUGAAUAUGCUCCAGAAAGAGCUCCACUCCUGAACAAUCCUUCCUAUCCACCUCCAUAUGUUGUUGUUGAUCCUGGAUAUGGAGCAAAGAGAUGAUGGGAAGAAUGUAAAGAUUAGUGACAAGUUGUCGUAAUCUUGUUCAGUUGGACCCCCAGCAUUUGGAGUUUGUUGCAGGAAGGCAAACCAAGUCUCUUUCAGAUCAUCAACUGGAAAUGGAAUAGCUACUGAAUUGAUUGGAGAAACCAAACUAUUAAUUACAAAUUUCAUACACCAUACUCGUGGCUUUUUCAUUCUCUUUGUUGCAUUGUAUUGAUCCGUGUCUUGUUGUGAAUAAAGUCCCGAACCUCUUAAAAUCUCCCUGCACCUUCUGCUGAAAGCAAUAUAGCUAGUAGCUGGAUGUCAGACCUACACGUGAACAAAUAUUCUUUGAAUAACUUGUUCGCAAUUCCAUGUUUUCAUUAUGACUAGAGAGUUAAGGGCAUGAUAUAUGCCCGCAGCACCCAUGUGAGUA